AACAUCCCCCCGAAGCUUGUUUUUUCCCUCCCAGCUUCCGACUUGCCCACGACUAACCUCAAAGUCACCUCAUACUAACCUCACCUGCAGUGAGGGGCACACGUGCAGUGGUUGCCUCCAUCCACGGCCCUGUGUUUGCCACCCCGAGGCCACAAACUCCCGUGGGGGUUGUGCUUCUCCUUGCACCUUCUUGACCCUUGGGUUAGCAAGCACAGUAAUUGUUGCCUUGAGCAAACGCCCUCGACUAGCGCCGAGGCUCAACCACUAAUCGUACUGCAUUCAGCGACCCGAUCACAAAAUGUCCUUGGUUUCGGGUCCUGGUAGGGCUGUUGGGACCACCCCAUCCAGCUUGAACCUUAGUGUCGAAAGACAUGUGGAAUACAUCAAGAACUUGGACAGCAGGAGGGAUGAGCUAGAAUAUUGGCUCACAGAGCACCUUCGCCUAAAUGGGGUGUAUUGGGGUCUAACAGCUCUACAUCUCCUUGGCCGCCCAGAUGCUCUUCCUCGCGAAGACACCAUCAAUUUCGUACUCUCCUGCCAACGGGAAGAUGGGGGCUUUGGAGCUGCCCCGGGCCAUGAUGCGCACAUGUUGUACACGGUGUCGGCCGUGCAAAUUCUCGUAACUCUAGACGCGAUCGACGAACUGGAGAAGCGCGGUCUAGGAGGAAAAGAGAAAGUUGCCUCCUUCAUCGCAGGGCUACAGGAUAAGGACACUGGCGCUUUCAUGGGCGACGAAUGGGGCGAGCGGGAUACACGCUUCUUGUAUGGCGCCUUCAAUGCCCUCUCCCUUCUUGGGCUCCUCGACACAGUCGAUGUACCCAAAGCCAUUGCCUACGUCCAGCAGUGUGAAAACCUGGAUGGCGGCUAUGGAAUUCAGCCUGGAGCUGAAUCGCACGCUGGCCAGAUCUUCACUUGUGUAGGAGCUCUGGCAAUUGCCGGGCGACUAGACUUGGUGAACAGGGACCGUCUAGGGGGCUGGCUCAGCGAAAGACAAGUUGACAAUGGGGGUCUGAAUGGACGACCCGAGAAAUUACCAGAUGCAUGCUAUAGCUGGUGGGUCGGGGCUAGCUUAGCUAUGAUUGACCGACUCCAUUGGAUUGAUAGUGGCAAGCUUGCUGCUUUCAUCUUGCGUUGUCAGGAUUCGGAGGCCGGGGGUAUCGGAGACCGUCCAGGCAGCAUGGUUGAUGUGUUUCAUACCCAUUUUGCCAUUGCCGGGCUAAGUCUUCUGAAGUUCGACGGUGUCCAAGAAGUAGACCCAGUCUAUUGUUUACCGAAGACAAUAACACUGAAAUAUCUGUCCCGGUAGUAUUUGGUUGUAUCUUCGUCUCGACUAUUAUGCUCUCUUUCUGUAGGCCUCACCUCCUGCAAUCUAAUAACCCGUUUUUCUUUGUCCAUGGAUCAUGGGAUACAAGGCAGGAGAAGAGCAAUUGGCACUGCGACUUAUUUCCGCUUCAUACCCCCUCACAAUAGCUUGAUAAGAGGCUGUUAAGACGCAGUGGCACAUGAUUCAUAAUUAUUUCACAACCUACGGUAGUUAGAUAGUAGCCAAAUCAGAACCAUACGUUUUCC
This is a messenger RNA of Aspergillus ibericus CBS 121593, 1569 nucleotides long. RefSeq names its product Rab geranylgeranyltransferase subunit beta BET2. The coding region runs from base 299 to 1306 and encodes 335 amino acids. Gene Ontology annotation, cellular component: Rab-protein geranylgeranyltransferase complex. The transcript is spliced from 4 exons. Gene Ontology annotation, molecular function: Rab geranylgeranyltransferase activity. Lineage: Eukaryota; Fungi; Ascomycota; Eurotiomycetes; Eurotiales; Aspergillaceae. The record is from RefSeq and is a predicted model, not a curated record. Gene Ontology annotation, biological process: protein geranylgeranylation.